Messenger RNA from Melanotaenia boesemani (Boeseman's rainbowfish), 2307 nucleotides. RefSeq names its product fasciculation and elongation protein zeta 2a (gene fez2a). Gene Ontology annotation, cellular component: cytoplasm; axon. The record is from RefSeq and is a predicted model, not a curated record. The transcript has 8 exons. The coding region runs from base 1 to 1266 and encodes 421 amino acids. Lineage: Eukaryota; Metazoa; Chordata; Actinopteri; Atheriniformes; Melanotaeniidae.
AUGGUCCGGGCUAUGGCUGCACAUUUCGAUGAUGACCGGCCGAAUGUUGGUGAUCAGACGGUGGUUCCGGGUAAAGGGGUGCUGCAGCAGAAAGGCCGCGCCGCCGCCGCCGCGAGUGAAGCUGCGACGCAGCUCAUCCUGGAUCAUGAUGAUCUCUCCGAGCUGCGCGACAGCAGCUUUUCUCCGCUGAAAUUCAGGUCCACAGAGGACCUGGUGAACGGUUUAGAUGAGAAGAUAUCUGCCUGCUUCGGAACUGUUCACGCCAAGACAGACAGCAUCUCUUCGGUGAGCGUGAUCGCUGAGGACACGCUGCUGGAGAAAGACGAAAUCUGGAACGCUCUUACCAGUAACUAUGGCCGUGCGAUGCCGGUGGACUGGAAACAGUCUCGAACCCGCUGCCUCUACAUCUCCACAUUCAACCUGGAGGAGAAACCUAGAAAGACGGAUGUUGCGGCAGAGCUGUCGGAUGAGGAGGAGCUGAGGGAGCAGCUGGACAUGCACUCCAUCAUUGUCCCGUGUCUGGCAGAGGAGCCCCUGGUCACAGCAGAGCAGGUAAUUGAGGAAAUUGAAGAAAUGAUGCAGGACUCAUCUGAUGUGGAGGCAGACCCCAAUCCAUCACAGUCAGACCUGUCCAUGUUCUCCCUGGACAUCCAUCAGACCAGUCCUGGCUUCGAAGAGAGUGAGUGUCAGGUGCAGCACAUUAUGAUGGGACUCUAUAUUGUCACCAGCAGCUUAUGUUUCCUGUCUGUGUGCAAUCCAGGGGUGAGGACCCUAAGCAUUGCAGAGCUGAUGCAGUGUCUGGAGGAGGCCGAGAUGAACAUCAGGAGGUUUUCAGAAGAGCUGGUGCAGCAGCUGGCCAUCAGGGACGAGCUGGACUUUGAGAAGGAGGUGAAGAACAGUUUCAUCUCAGCACUCAUCGAUGUGCAGAACCGACAGAAGGAACAUCGGGAGUCGCUGAGGAAGAAGAAGAAGCUAAAAGGUGGAGGUGGGACGGUGCAGGGCCUCACGGAGAAAACACCCGGAUCGCGCUUCAGCAUGGAGGGACUCUCCUCUGUUAUUCAGAACAGCUUCCGGCAAACGUUUGGGAAUGGGUGCAGUGAAAGACAGUAUUUGACCACAGUCAUUCCUUAUGAGAAAAAAGGACAUCCCCCUUCUGUUGAAGACCUCCAGAUCCUGACCAAAAUUCUACAAGCUAUGAGAGAUGACAGCGACAAGGUGCCCAGUCUUCUAACAGACUACAUUCUCAAUGUGUUUUGCCCGACGUAGCUCAGGUGGAUGGAGCCUGACACUCUGUGGAUGCUUCUGAUGGUUUACCAUGACGACAAGAUGAAGAGGACUCAUUGUUUUUUGUUUUUAUGACUUUUCUUUCUUUCUUUCUUUUCCACAUGAAGCACACUUAAGUUAUUUCUGGAUGUUUUUACUUCUGUCUGUCUCUUUUUUGCACUCAGAUCUAAAUUCACCAUUUUAUUUCAUGUGAAGCAUUGUGAUUUACAAACUUUGUGUGUUUCUGUGAAUUUUGGUGUGCAUUUUAAUUUUCUUGCACUAUGAAAGUGUGUCAUGAAAAAGCUGAAUUUAUUCAGAAAUAUGCCUAGAUAAGAUUAUAAGUUAGAGCAAAGCCAAGAUGCAAAGUGCUUUGUAUAUAUUUGAAGUGCUUAAUUAUACUCUGAGCCAGGGAACAAAUGCACAAUGCAUAUUUACACAGAAUUUGCAGUAGUAGCAAUUUAAGAGAUUUAUGAGCAAAACAUUCAAAAGGCAUAAAAUGAAAAGUAAGCUGAAAAUGAUAAAAAAAAAAGGUAUUAAAGCAGCACAAAAGAUAUCAGAGGUGAAAGAAACUGCAAAGAGGAUAUAAUAAUGCUGUACAAGUAAAUCAGUUAUUUAAGUCACAUCUCUCCACAUAGAUAAGUAUAAAAAGUACAAUCUGCUCUCAUCAGUGUCUUACUCAUCAUCAUCAUCAAUUUAUAAAAGAUAUGAUGAUGAUGGGUGAGAUGAUGUUUCUGGACUUACAUUACACUAACUAUGCAUUUAAGGAAAAAGUGAAUCUGAACCAUGCACUGUCUAUACUUUUCUGACACACACUGCAGCUCUGAAUCAGAGCAUGUUGCGUCAACGUGCCUGCUGUGCACGAGGCAGUGAACACCUCGACUGGGCAUUCUGACUCUGUGUAUUACUUCAUACAAGCUGCCUUUGCCUGAAGUUUUGUAUAAUAUAGAGAACUUAUUUUCAAUGAAUAUCAAGUUAUUAGACCUCUGUCAGUGUUUAUUUAUUUUGUAAAUAUUGUAUUUGAAAAUUAAAAUGUUUGUUUCAGCA